Messenger RNA from Spodoptera litura, 3302 nucleotides. RefSeq names its product nicotinic Acetylcholine Receptor alpha7 (gene nAChRalpha7). Gene Ontology annotation, molecular function: acetylcholine-gated monoatomic cation-selective channel activity; transmembrane signaling receptor activity. NCBI's taxonomy places the organism in Eukaryota, Metazoa, Arthropoda, Insecta, Lepidoptera, Noctuidae. The record is from RefSeq and is a predicted model, not a curated record. Gene Ontology annotation, cellular component: postsynaptic membrane. Gene Ontology annotation, biological process: monoatomic ion transmembrane transport.
AUGGGCGGGCGGGCGCGCCGCUCGCUGUUGGCGGCGCCCGCGGGCCUGCUGCUGCUGCUGUGCCUGCUCUGGCCGAGGGGGGCACGUUGCGGGUACCACGAGAAGCGGCUUCUGCACCACCUACUGGACCACUACAACGUACUAGAGAGGCCCGUCGUCAACGAGAGCGACCCGCUGCAGCUCUCCUUCGGCCUCACGCUCAUGCAGAUCAUCGACGUGGACGAGAAGAACCAGCUUUUAAUAACAAACAUCUGGCUUAAACUAGAGUGGAAUGAUAUGAACUUGAGAUGGAACACUUCGGAUUUCGGCGGGGUCAAAGAUUUACGAGUACCGCCCCACAGACUAUGGAAACCAGACGUCCUUAUGUACAACAGCGCGGACGAAGGGUUCGACAGCACGUAUCCAACGAACGUGGUGGUGAGGAACAACGGCUCGUGCCUGUACGUGCCACCUGGCAUCUUCAAGAGCACAUGCAAAAUCGACAUCACCUGGUUUCCCUUCGACGACCAACGUUGCGAAAUGAAGUUUGGCAGCUGGACUUAUGAUGGAUAUCAGUUGGAUCUACAGCUACAAGAUGAGGGGGGUGGAGAUAUAAGCAGUUUUGUCACGAAUGGCGAAUGGGAGUUAAUAGGAGUGCCCGGCAAGCGCAAUGAGAUUUAUUACAACUGCUGUCCGGAGCCGUACAUCGACAUCACGUUCGCGGUGGUGAUCCGGAGGAAGACGCUCUACUACUUCUUUAAUCUGAUCGUGCCCUGCGUGCUCAUUGCCUCCAUGGCUUUGUUGGGGUUCACCUUACCUCCAGAUUCUGGCGAAAAAUUGUCAUUAGGUGUAACGAUAUUGCUGUCGUUGACGGUGUUCCUCAACAUGGUAGCGGAGACAAUGCCAGCGACAUCAGAUGCUGUGCCCUUACUCGGCACUUACUUCAACUGCAUCAUGUUUAUGGUGGCGUCAUCCGUCGUCUCCACCAUCCUAAUUCUCAAUUACCAUCAUAGGCACGCAGACACACACGAGAUGAGUGAUUGGAUUCGAUGCGUGUUCCUGUACUGGCUGCCGUGGGUGCUGCGCAUGUCUCGGCCGGGCUCCGCCACGACGCCCCCGCCGGCGCGCGUGCCUCCGCCGCCCGACCUAGAGCUGCGCGAGCGCUCUUCCAAGUCGCUCCUUGCGAACGUACUCGAUAUCGAUGACGACUUCCGGCACCCGCAAGCACAGCAGCCCCAAUGCUGUCGAUACUACAGGUCCCUCGACGAUCUACACGAACACUACUCGCCGUCGGGUGAAGAGAACGGCGCGGGAUUGGCCGCACACAGUUGUUUCGGUGUCGACUACGAGCUCUCCCUCAUCCUGAAGGAGAUCCGAGUCAUCACAGACCAGAUGCGCAAGGACGACGAGGAUGCGGACAUUUCGCGCGACUGGAAGUUCGCCGCCAUGGUCGUGGACAGACUGUGCCUUAUUAUCUUUACCCUGUUCACAAUCAUCGCCACGCUAGCCGUGCUGCUGUCCGCGCCGCACAUCAUGGUGUCGUAGCGACCCGCCCGCUUGCGGAUGCGCAUGCGAAAAGUUCUGUGAUACCGCGAAUAUUUGUUAAGUUGUGAUGAGCGAAGUGGCGCGGACGUUGACGCCGCGGCGCUGGAGUUGCCGCCGCCUGCCUCGUCGCCCGCGCCCCCCUGUAGACAUAAGUUACCGCUGACUGCCAACCCUGUACGUUCAAGAAAUAACUGCCCAUCUGACUAAUGUCUUCUUAUCCCUUGAGAACUUCAGCGAUUGUAUACCUUUUCUUCCAAGAAUACUAUGACAAACGGUCGUCACGCUCAGUGGAAUCAAUCCCGUACUCUAGACCCGGUUGAUCCCUUAGGGUAUGUACUCGAGUUGAACGAGCGUUUCCUUGACAGACGUUCCGUCUCCGGAACGAUCCCCUAGCGAUAAAGUGGCAGUACGUGCUACACAGGCACCAGCGCCGCCACGCCGCCGCGGUGCAAGCUCUGCGCUAGAAUAGUCACCGCAGCAAGUGGCCACCCACUAGACAAGACUGCGGCAGAAAAUAUUUGCACAAAUACGUCUUCCUUCUUACCGUUGAACGACCUGAAUUCGCAUUUAAAUUUAAAACUUUGUUAGAACUUCUUCGAUUCUUGAAAUCUAUUGUACAGUUUAGAGUUUGGGCGGUGAAACAAUGGCCCUUUGUUUCCUUCUUGUUCGAUUCCAUGAAUCGUGGUUAUAAUCCCUAGUUUUAUUUUCGGAUAUAUUUGUGUCAGUAGCUAGUAUAGAACUUUACAAACAAUGUUGAUUCAAUUGGUACAGGUUGUGAUAUGCCUCGUUGUGAACGGGUCGAUAUUGUUAUAAAUGGUAAAAUACCCAUGGCUAUAGCUUAAUAAUCGUUCGUUAAAAGUUGUAGUUAAACAAAUAUUAUUUUAAUAAAGUCAUAUCUGGGUCUUUCGGAACGACUUUUACAAAUAAUAAUUAAAUUACAUAUAAAUAUCACGUUUGUACUUCUUUCCAUACAGUUACAGUAAUUCGUAUGCUGGAAAUAAUGUUAGCUUCUAAAAUUUUCUUCUUCGAAAAUUAAUUCAAAAUGUACGACCAUCGUAUCAGACGAUUACAUGUAAUAUAUAACUCAUUUUGUAAGAUAUACAACAUUUUAUAAGUACAAAAAUUGUAACAUGAACCGGUUUUUCGUUACAUAGAGGGUAUACACAAAGGUGCCUAUUUAUUAACAGAAGAGACGAUCAGUUGAUAAUACAGGUAGACUAUAUCCUGAGCAUCUGACCAGUCGACAGUCCUGCCGCUCGUCUGCCACACUCCGACACAUACUUGCAACACGUUCAGUUAUCGGCUCCGUCAUCAUCUAUUGUUGCGUUUAGUUAUUCUAAGUCAUCGAUGUUCAUUUCACCCAGAAACGUUGUGAACCUCCUAAAAGGAAAACGUAGUGUAAACAGCGAGAAUGUGCGGGUACACCCGACAAGCGAAUGUACCCUCGCAAAGCUCCUGUAAUGUUUUCCUUUUUCGAGGCAGUGCUGUGAGUAAUCUUAGACGGUCCGAUGGAAGUUGCGGACCGGAUAUGAUUAUAAGUCAAUGUUUCUGCUCAUCCUUUUAUUUACUGUUAUAUCUUCUUACCAUUCGCUAGAGGUUGUAUGACGACCCGGACGGUGGAGCCGCAGCCCUGCAAACGCGGGCUUCAUCUUUGUACUAGAUGGAAUUUUGUGCGGCAGCCCUCCGUCGGCAAUGGGACAACCCAUUGUCCCCAAGAUUUGUUCAAUUGUUAGGGUUAACUCUGAAUUGCACUUUGUUUAUUAAAUAUAAACGAAUGA